AUGAGGCUAGCAAAUACCAUGCCCAGUAAGCUCGAUGGAAAUCUAUGCGACAUUUACUCGGACUACAUGGUAAGGCAUUUUCCUAGUCUUGGGCCGGAUCCAACACUGGAUUUCCAAGUUCUUGCAACCAUCAGAUACGACCCCAACCUUUCCGAAAUUACACCGCUAAGCUAUGAAGAUAUAACACGACAGAAUUUCUUUCUACUAGAAGAGCAUGUUGCUAGACUCAACUUCACUUUUGAGUUUUUCCACAACCUCUAUGGAACCGCGAUGGAUUUCGAAGUGACUCAAGAAAUAUUGUGGAAGCAAUUGGUUGAAAGUCUACGGAGCCUGGGCAAGAUUGUGUUUAUGCCUUAUAAAAUUAGAGGCUUGUUCAAGCUCGAUGGGUCGGCAGUGUUGGAGAUUCACGACACCACAAAUAGAUUGAAUCUUCUUGGGCCUUUAUACCCUAAAGCCGGGGUUAAUUUUGGUGUUAAUGUCGAUAUUGGUGGACUAGAAUACUUGCAUAAUUUCGGCACCAGUGACGGUGCUGAGGAUAUAGUUUGGGAUGUCUACUUGAACAAGAACUCGACCUUGAUGUCGCCUUUCACGUCCUUCAAGACUACAAAAAGAGACGUUUACAACACGGCCCGCGCCAUUUUGCCCGGUUUGAACCCGGGGAUAGAAGAAGUGUUGCUUUUCAACACCCAAGACCAACUUAUGGAAGGGUCAAUCAGCAAUGUCGCGAUUCAACGGAAAUCAGAUAAGCGGUGGAUAACCCCGCUUUUGAGCUCCGGUUGUCUAUGUGGCGUGACGCGACAUUUCUUGCUACGGAGAAACUUGAUCGAGGAGGAGUUGAUCACUAUGAACCAACUAGAAGUUGGCAUGGACGUUUUGCUAUUCAAUGGUGUGAUGGGCGUAGUAAAGGGGAAAAUCGUGGGAUGA
This is a messenger RNA of Lodderomyces beijingensis, 924 nucleotides long. Lineage: Eukaryota; Fungi; Ascomycota; Pichiomycetes; Serinales; Debaryomycetaceae. The record is from the annotation of a GenBank genome assembly.